CUAGUUGUGAAUUGCCAGCAUGUCAGGGGAUCAGGGCGAAGUGCCCACUUGCAAGUUCGAGAAACUCCAGCUAACUGAGAACCUGGAGGAGAGCGAGUUCUUUCAGACCUACUCCCGCCUGGAGACGCACUUGGAACUGCUGAAGGACUCUGCGCGCACCAUGGCCUAUAAGGAUGCAAUACUACAGAAUCGACAGCUCUUCGAGGGCAAAGUCGUGCUGGAUGUGGGCUGCGGCAUGGGGAUUCUGUCGAUCUUUGCGGCCAAGGCCGGGGCUAGCAAGGUGAUUGCAGUGGAGAACGCGGACAUUGCCGCCCUGGCCAUGCAGAUAGUGAAGGAGAAUGGAAAGGAGAACGUGGUGAACGUCGUCAAGGGACUGAUUGAGGAGGUGGAGCUGCCCGAUGGCAUUCAGCAGGUGGACAUAAUUGUCUCCGACUGGAUGGGGUCCUCGUUGUACGUGGAGGGCAUGCUGCAUUCGGUGCUGUUCGCCCGUGACAAGUGGCUGCGCCCUGGAGGCCUGGUGCUGCCCAAUGUGGGCAAUCUGUGGAUUGCUGGUGCCUGUGAUCCGCAUCGGUCUCUCAACAAUGACUUCUGGAACAACGUCGAGGGCUUCGACAUGAGCAGCGUCAAGUAUGCGGUGGCCCAUGAGGCUGUCGUGGACUGCGUGGCCUCCCAGAAUGUGCUCACGAACUCGUUUCUCGUGCACUCGACUCUCCUGGAGAGUGCCCCCAAUGAACCGAUUAAGUUUCGCAAGGUCUUUGCGCUGGAGGUCCUGCGCACCGGAAUAAUUCACUCGAUGAUUGUGUACUUUGACGUGGGAUUCUUUGUGGGCCAGACGGAGAAGCCCGUGACUCUUUCCACCUCGCCCCAGUCGCCCUGGACACACUGGGAGCAGACCGUCCUGCAUCUGGACAAGCCCGUGCGUGUCCAGGCCAACGAACGAAUCACCGGCGGAUUCGGGAUGUUUCCCAGUGCGCACAACAGUCGCUGCAUGAACUUCGAGCUGUGCGUUCGCUCGAAGGAAGCCCAGGGCCUGGUGUCGCAUUUCAAGUACUUUAACUCCUCGCAGAAGCUGUAGCUCCUUGCAGAAGCUGUAGCUGGUGGGCAU
Drosophila subobscura is the source of this 1105-nucleotide messenger RNA. It is a transcript of the gene Art6, whose product is annotated as protein arginine N-methyltransferase 1. NCBI's taxonomy places the organism in Eukaryota, Metazoa, Arthropoda, Insecta, Diptera, Drosophilidae. The record is from RefSeq and is a predicted model, not a curated record. The transcript has 2 exons. Gene Ontology annotation, biological process: peptidyl-arginine methylation. Gene Ontology annotation, cellular component: nucleus. Bases 20 to 1075 code for a protein of 351 amino acids. Gene Ontology annotation, molecular function: protein-arginine N-methyltransferase activity.